This is a messenger RNA of Sardina pilchardus (European sardine), 1584 nucleotides long. It is a transcript of the gene tk2, whose product is annotated as thymidine kinase 2. Gene Ontology annotation, molecular function: deoxynucleoside kinase activity; ATP binding. Gene Ontology annotation, biological process: nucleobase-containing compound metabolic process. Gene Ontology annotation, cellular component: cytoplasm. The record is from RefSeq and is a predicted model, not a curated record. NCBI's taxonomy places the organism in Eukaryota, Metazoa, Chordata, Actinopteri, Clupeiformes, Clupeidae. Bases 69 to 908 code for a protein of 279 amino acids. The transcript is spliced from 10 exons.
CCACGUGACAGCUCUUUAACUGAGCAUCUGUCCAUGCGACCCAGACGGAUAUUAGGAAAUCCUACGCGAUGUUGAUACGGCUGAAAUCCAUACACGGAUUGUUGAGGAGUUCAACAAGAGCGUAUACUUGUUUUGGUGUACGCGUUAACCGGUUUGUUUGCGGAGAAAAUCACCUUACAUUUCACGGUUCUAUUUCCGCUCAUGCUGGGUUUCAUAGUGGAAGCGGAGAGGUUGUGUCAAGGAAACUGGUGCGAAAUGGGGAAGAGAGACCUUCAGUGAUUUGUAUUGAAGGUAACAUUGCCAGUGGAAAGACAACAUGUUUGGAAUACUUCAGCAAAACCAACAAUAUAGAGGUACUGACUGAACCAGUAUCGAAAUGGAGGAAUGUUCGAGGACACAACCCUCUGGGCUUGAUGUAUCAGGACCCGACUAGAUGGGGCAUCACCUUGCAGACAUACGUGCAGCUUACCAUGCUGGACAGACAUCUGUCACAAAUAUCUGCGCCCAUAAGGAUGAUGGAAAGAUCCAUAUUCAGUGCCAAGUACAUAUUUGUGGAAAAUCUAUACCGAAGUGGGAAGAUGCCAGAGGUGGAUUUUGCGGUCCUCAGUGAGUGGUUUGACUGGAUCACAACGAACAUCGCUCUUCCUGUCGACUUAAUAGUGUACUUGCAGACCACACCAGAGACGUGCUAUGAGAGACUCAGGCAGAGGUGCAGAGAAGAGGAGAAGGUCAUUCCAAUGGAAUACCUGCAGUCUAUCCAUCAGCUAUAUGAAGACUGGUUAAUAAAACAAACCUCAUUCAAAGUACCUGCCCCGGUUCUUGUCAUCCCAGCUGACCAUGACCUCCAGGAGAUGCUCCAACAGUAUGAGGAGAACAAGGAGAAAAUUCUAACAGCACAGAGGACAUGAUUCCAGCAGUGACACUUCAACUUGAGAUGCAAGGGUGUCGUCUUCACGGGUCAUCUGAAAACUGAAUGAUGCUCUGGUGGUUACAGUUCCUGUCCUUUUGCUUUGAUCUGUGCUUCUGCUGUGCAGAAUCGUCUCAACCUAAUGUGCUGGACACCAGCUGGAACUUACAAGACCGAACAACCUUCGAGAACCCAUUGGCAGCAAAAUAAAUUCUACAGCGUCCAUUCCCUAUAAAAAUGAUGGUGCAAAGUGUGCUUUCCACUUACAAAACUAAACUGUGAUCGUUUUAUACAUGCAUGUCUCCAUUAGUACUGUGUCAUAGCUCUGCUUCUGACAGUGCAUCAUACCUGGCUACAGUACAUACUCUGAUAUAGUUUUAGUUUCAGAUUGUGUUCACUGCUCCGGAGAACAGCCAGAGCAGCAUUCCUGAUUAUUGUAUGACUUCCCAGAUAUCAUUGUUUACAACAUACAAAAAGAUGUUCGAUAGUGUCUCUGUUGACAAGGAACCAUGGUGACAUCAGUUGUUACGGUUUUUCUUUUUCUCUAAGCUUGUUAUGAUGUGCACUUGUUAUUGAAGGACCAACAGACACCGGGCACACAUCAAGGUCAAAUAUCCACCUCAAUUGUUAUUAAAGUAAAUGUAAUUUAUUCACAAUAAAAUUGUGUCAAGUUUUAA